This is a messenger RNA of Emericellopsis cladophorae, 3948 nucleotides long. RefSeq lists its product as uncharacterized. The transcript is spliced from 2 exons. The record is from RefSeq and is a predicted model, not a curated record. Lineage: Eukaryota; Fungi; Ascomycota; Sordariomycetes; Hypocreales; Bionectriaceae. Bases 1 to 3948 code for a protein of 1315 amino acids.
AUGGCGCCCAUCAAGUCCUUGGCGCUGUGGGCGACCCUCGCCACAGCUCGAUCCGUACUGCACUUCAAUGUCCGACAAGAAGGACAAGCCCCCAUCCCCUUUGCCACUGAUAUUUGCUCCAACGGCGGCAUAUGCGUUGGUGGCACCUGCACACCCAACACCAUUGGCAUCGACCCGGCCAACUGCGGCGGUCCAGGUGACGCUUGUCAGUCUGGAGAGCUGUGCGUUGCCGGAUCCUGCAUUCCCCUCAACUUCACUGCACCCGGAGGCCCUGACUGCGAUGACUCGUGCGGUGUCGGCCAGGUGUGCGACAGCGACAAUACAUGCAAGCCUAUUCAAGUCGCGGUCGAUCCUACACGCUGCGGCAUCGACGAGACAACUUGCGCCGCCAGUGAGCUUUGCGUCAACGGCGUCUGCUUUCCACUCAACCUUGGCUCAGAUGCCAACAGCUGCGGUGACCCAGCCGUGGCUUGCGAACCCGGUAACUGGUGCUUGGAGGGCGAAUGCACUCCCUUCACCAUUGGCACGGACUCUGCUGUUUGCAACUCUUCGGCUGAUUGUCCCCUCCGGGCGAGCUGCAAUGAUGGCGUGUGCGCCAGCUUGAGUGUCGGCACAGACUCGAAUCACUGUGGCCCUGAUCGCGUGGCAUGCGCGACCAAUGAGCUAUGUAUUUUCGACGCCUGUGAGACACUCGAACUCCCACCUGCGGAGGACGACGACGAGGACUGUGGCAGCGAUGGCUGCGGAGCUGGCUCGAUUUGCUUGAAUGGCGAGUGUACCCUCAUCUCGAUUACCACGGACCUCUCAGCCUGCAACUCAGGCGAACCCUGCGAGGACGGCAAUGUGUGUAUUGCGGACAUCUGCGUUCCCGAUCUGCUGUCAGAAGAGUCCGAAUCGGACCCCGCCGUGGAGGUAUGUCAGGACCCGGAUGGCGAUGAUGGCAAUGCGACGCCCAGUCUCCGCAUUGACGCCUCCAAUGGCGCGGAGCCCGGCAACUCGGACCCUUAUAGUGCUGGCGGCUCUGGCUCUGGCGGUGCUGGUGGCUCUGGCGCUGGUGGCUCUGGCGCUGGUGGCUCUGGCGCUGGUGGCUCUGGCUCUGGCGGUGCUGGUGGCUCUGGUGCUGGUGGCUCUGGCUCUGGCGGUGUUGGUGGCUCUGGCGCUGGUGGCUCUGGUGCCGGUGGCUCCGGUGCUGGUGGCUCCGGUGCUGGUGGCUCUGGCGCUGGUGGCUCUGGCGCUGGUGGCUCUGGUGCUGGUGGCUCUGGCGCUGGUGGCUCUGGUGCUGGUGGCUCUGGUGCUGGUGGCUCUGGCGCUGGUGGCUCUGGCGCUGGUGGCUCUGGCUCUGGCGGUGCUGGUGGCUCUGGUGGCUCUGGUGCUGGCGGUUCUGGUGCCGGCGGAGAUCCUCAAGGAGGUGACUCAGGCGGCGGCAAUGAGAACGACAACGGCGGCGGUGACAAUGGAGACGGCGGCAACGGAAAUGGCGACAACGGCAACGGCAACGACAACGGCGACGGCGACGAUGGAGAUGGUGGGAAUGGUGACGGCGGCAACGAAGACGGCGGCAACGACAACGACAACGGCGGCGGUGACGAUGGAGACGGUGGCAAUGGUGACGGCGGCAACGGUGACGGCGGCAACGAAGACGGCGGCAACGGAGACGGUGGCAAUGGAAUCCCCCCUGGCGGUCCUCAGUGCGACCCGCCGUGCCCAGCCAACUCCAUCUGCCGGGCUGGCAGCGAUCCCAGUGCCCCUGGGAGCUGCGCCCCCAUCACCGAUCCUGAGUCCUGCGGCGCCGUAUUGCCCAGCCGCUUGUUCUUCUUCCGUCGUCAAGAGAAUGGCGUUUGUCCGGCUGGGACCACCUGCGUCGACGGCUCCUGCGUCCCGAUCACGGGCCCUGAGAACUGCGGCGCGGAGGGCCGAACCUGCCCUGACGGCUUCCUUUGCAUCUUGGACAAUUGCGUCCCACAGGGCGAUCCCAGUGACUGCAAUGGCGACACCUGCGAAGACAGUGAGAUCUGCAUCGGAGGUCUCUGCACACCAGUACCCCUCUCGGACAACUGUGGUGGCGACGACUGCUCCGACGACGAGAUCUGCCUUAACAACAGCUGCGUGCCUGAUACUCCACCGCCUGAUACUUGCGGUGGCCAAUGCUCUGGUGACGAGACUUGCGUGCUGGGUGUCUGCGUCCCUGACACCAUUCCACCGGUGACCUGCGGUGACACGACAUGCACGAGCACCGAGAUCUGCGUCGACAAUACGUGUGUGCCCAACACCACACCGGGCGCCUGCAAUGGCCAGACCUGCACUGCCGACGAGACAUGCUUCGAGGGUGUUUGCGUGCCAAACAACGCCGGUGGCACUUGCGGUGGUGCCACUUGUGAUGAUACCGAGACUUGCAUCAACAACGUGUGUGUGCCGAAUGGCGGCGGUGGCCAAUGCGGCGAUACAACCUGCACUGACCAGGAGACCUGCGUCGGAGAUAUCUGUGUGCCAGUAAGCACUGGAGAUUGCGGCGGCACAACAUGUCAAGGAACCGAUAUUUGUGUCAACGAUGUUUGCGUACCGUUGACUGGUCCCAGCGACUGCGCCGACGAUCCUUGCGGCGACGGCGAGACCUGUGUCAACGGUGUUUGUGUGCCCGAUGCAACUGACAGCUGUGGCUCGAGCACCUGUGAGGCUGGUGUCGAAAUCUGUGUCAACGACCAGUGCGUGCCCAACAACCUCCUCUGUGGUGGGACAGCCAUUUGUCAAAGCGACGAGACAUGCGUCGACGGCGCCUGUGUGCCUGGCCUGUGUGGCGGGCAGACCUGCGGCGCUGAUGAGACGUGCAUCAACAGUGUCUGCGUGCCUGACCAAGCCCCGGAUCUCUGCGGAGGGGACACUUGCACAUCGGACGAGCUCUGCGUGGACGACGUCUGUGUACCUCGUUCAGACCUCUGCGGUGGCAUCCUCUGCCCGGACGGCACCGCUUGCGACAGUGAAGUCUGUAUUCCUAUUGAUGAUCCCGACGACUGCGACGGCGCUACAUGUAGCGACAUUGAGAUUUGCCUCAACGGCCAAUGCGUUCUCUCUGACCUCCUGUGUGGCUCCAUCAUCUGCAGUCCCGACCAGACGUGCGCCGGCGAUGUUUGCAUCGAUGUCGGUGAUCCGACGGAUUGCGGUGGCGCACAGUGCACCACUGCGCAAGUUUGCCUCAACGACCAGUGCGUCCUCUCUGAGCUCAUCUGCGGAACCGACACGGUCUGUGAGACAGAUGAGACUUGCGUCGCCGGGCAGUGUAUUCCAGUGGACACGUCUUGCGGGGACUGCUCUCCACCCAACAUCUGCUUCGGCGGCGAGUGUGUCCUCCCGGAUCUCAUCUGCGGCGACGUCGUGUGCCUGGGUGACCAGAUCUGCCAGGAUGGCGCAUGUUCACCUAGUGGCGGCGGCGGUGAGACCGGUUCCUGUGACGAUGUCACUUGCCCGGAUCCUCUCGAUGUCUGCUUCCAGGGCGAUUGCGUUCUUAGCACCAAUCUCUGUGGCACUCCCCCGGUCCUCUGCGGACCUGAUCAGACUUGCGAAAACAGCCAAUGCGUUGACAACGGCGGCGAGACCGAUCCUUGUGAUGGUGUCACCUGCACUGACCCCGAGACAUGCUUCGAUGGCCAGUGUGUCGACUCCGACCGUGUGUGUGGCUCAGAUCUGUGCAGCAUUGCCCAGAUUUGUAACUUUUUUGCGAAUGCAUGUGUCGAUAUCUCGACUGGAGGUCCCUGUGGCGAAGAAACGUGCAGCGAUAUCAGCGUGUGCCUGUUUGACCAGUGUGUUCUCAACGCCCGUGUCUGCGCCGACGUCCUGUGUGCCGAGGGCGAGAUCUGCGGUGAAGACAACACUUGCACCGCCGCUGUCAGCGUGCCAGGGGAUGUGCAUCUUGAGCGCCCGCAUUUGCCUUGGUACGGGACAAGUGUGCCCUGA